CAUCCAGACAGGAUCAAAUCCACUGCUCUCAAUCAUUCAUCGCUUGCGCAUGAGUGAGGCAUAUUAAAUCUUUAACUCUUGUUCCUUCCUGGAAAUGGCUCCCCGGGACGUGCCCGGACUGAAGUAUUUAUCCAAUGCAUUGGCGACCCCCGAACAAUUGACCAGCUCCUCUUCAGCUCUUGAUGGAGUCCCCUCUGACCUGGAAUCCUCGAUCCGCUUUGCUGGAACCCAGCUGACACAAGCUGCUGGUAUUCUGCUGCAAUUGUCUCAGGAUAUCAUAGCUCAAGCGAUUGUCACGUUCACGCGGUUCUGGCUGGGCCCUGAGGGUGGAAGUCUCCGAAUCUACUCGGCCAAGGAUGUUUCCGCCGCUGCUCUUUAUAUGACUGCCAAGAUCUCCUUCCAACCAACCUCUCCAAGGUCCAUUCUCAAUGUCUACACAUUCCUCCUUUCCCGAGAGGCCUCCCCUCUUUGGUUUGUGAACCCAAAAGGCUCCCCCGAAAAGCCAGUGCCCGAAACAUACCACCUGACCGAAGGGGGCUACCAAGCUCAACGUCAAGUUCUCCUCCAGAUCGAGUCGGCCAUUUUACGCACAUUAGGAUUUAAUACUCAUGUCGCUUUACCUCACACCAUCACAUUGACGUACCUCCAGACCCUGGGGGUCUCCUCGCCAGCCGUUGCGCGACGAGCUUUCGAGCAUCUCAACUCAUGCCUCCUGUCGCCACAGUUACUCUACCUCACCCACCAACCCAAUGCGCUAGCCGUUGCUUCCAUCUACUUGGCGUCCCGGGAGAAAGGGGUGAAGCUUGUAGACGGGGAGUGGUGGGAGGUCUUCGAUGUGGAUCGAGAAGAUCUUGGGUUUUUGGUGGUAGGAAUGCAGAGCAUGGAGGGGUUUGCGCGGGCGGAAAUUGAGAAGUGGAAAGGGCGUGCUCUUCCUCUGGUUUUUGAUGAAGUCGAGGCGGAGAUAGAACGAAGGAGAAUGCUGGAAGCUGGGGAGUGAAUCCUUGAGACGACAAUUUCUUCUCCACCGCUCACCACCUUGCGAGAGGAAGGCCGCAGCUCUUCCAUGAAUCCCGCCGAUUGCAGGGUAUGCGAGUCUUAAUCUCGACAUAACCCUGGAUCAGGCCCCAGAAACAAGGCUAUCACCAUGAUGAAUGCGAUCCUGACCAGACCAUGUUCUAGUGUGGGAUCUCAUACCCAUAGCGGGUAAUCAACAAGGCUACAUACAAGUCGAUGGAAGUGAGAGCACCCGGCCGCGGCAAAUCAGACAGUGCUGCUUCCCUCUAGCAGUCACCAGUAGUUAGAAAUAUAAAUUAUACCUAUUGAUACGCUCAAUUCAAUCU
Molecule: messenger RNA, 1340 nt
Organism: Aspergillus ochraceoroseus IBT 24754
Lineage: Eukaryota; Fungi; Ascomycota; Eurotiomycetes; Eurotiales; Aspergillaceae
Product: putative cyclin
Exons: 2
Coding region: 95-997 (300 amino acids)
Biological process (GO): regulation of transcription by RNA polymerase II
Cellular component (GO): nucleus
Molecular function (GO): cyclin-dependent protein serine/threonine kinase regulator activity
Source: RefSeq, a predicted model, not a curated record